AAGACCAGCCCGCUGCCCGAGGAUGGCAGGAGGGAACCGGGAGCUGACGGUCACCUCCUCCCCGGCGGUAGCAGCCAAUGCCGAGGGAGAGGAGAUUGAAGUGUUGGAGAGCACCGAUGUUCUUCCCGUGGCUCCGGAGGACCAAUGGAAGGCUCUGUUCGAUAAGUAUGACCCAGAGAAUUCGGGCUUCAUCAGUACCGAGCGCUUCAGAGACCUAUUGGCAACCCAUGGCUCCGAGCUCGACCCCCACAAACUUGAAGUCCUCUUGGCCCUCGCCGAUGGUAACUCGGAUGGGAAGAUCUGUUACCAGGACUUUGUCAACCUGAUGAGCAACAAGCGCUCCAACAGUUUUCGAAGGGCCAUCCUGCAAGGGAGCCGGCAAAUUAAAGGCAGCAGUCUCAGAGACGAGGUGGGUUUGGGUCUUUCUCAGCGCCUGGUCCGACACGUGGCUUACGAGACGCUGCCCCGUGAAGUCGAUCGCAAGUGGUAUUUUGACAGCUACAACUACUGGCCCCCACCCUGGCUAAUCCUGACCAUCACCGUUGUUGAGGUAGUUGUGUUCUUAUAUUAUGGAUGUCAUCUGGACCGUCUAGUUCUGCAGGUGUCGAGCCCAUCGUUCCUUAAGAGUCCUCUACCUUACCACCCCCAGCUCCGGGCUCAGGCCUGGAGGUACUUCAGCUAUAUUUUCAUGCACACAGGGAUUGAACACCUCAGCCUGAACAUGGCCAUGCAGCUGCUGGUAGGAGUCCCCCUAGAAAUGGUCCACGGAGCCGCCAGGAUUGGACUCGUCUACGUGUGCGGCGUGCUGGCAGGGUCUCUGGCAGUGUCCGUCACCGACAUGACAGCUCCUGUGGUCGGCUCAUCUGGCGGCGUGUACGCCCUGGUCUCUGCACAUCUGGCCAAUGUAGUCAUGAAUUGGUCUGGUAUGAAGUGUCAAUUUAAAUUAUUCCGGAUGGCCAUGGCUCUGGUGUGCAUGAGUGUAGAAUUUGGCCGUGCCGUGUGGCUACGCUUCUAUCCCCCGGCCUUCCCUCCUUGCCCCAACCCCAGCUUCGUAGCUCACCUGGGCGGGGUGAUGGUGGGUCUCACGCUCGGCGUGGUGGUUCUUCAGAACUACGAACAGCGACUCCAGGAGCAGUCUCUGUUUUGGAUCUUCUUCUGCGUCUACACGCUGUUUGUGCUGUGCGCUGUCUUUUGGAACAUUUUUGCGUACAGCUUGCUCGACGUGCGAUUGCCCCCAUCGCCGUGACAAGCUUAUUUUGUGGCAGCUAAAAAGACACUACAUCCCUCCUUCAUCCAUCGAUACCUCAUAUGCUGAAACUCAUUGUGGGAUCAGCCACAAUGGAUCAGAUAGAUCUGAUGCAAGGAUGCUAUUGGGUACGUAAAUGUCUCCAUUUCUAGAAGAAGCCUUACAUACAUGUAAAGGAGAACUGCACUUUUAUUGGAAUGUUUCCUAUCAUUCGCAAUCCUAAUGUGAGACAAGCACACAUAUGUUUUUCUUUUUUUAUGCAUUCUAACAAGGAAAUAGAUUGAAGUCAUAGGUGCAGCAAAGCCUGCAUAGUCAGCUAACAAUGGAGCUCUGCUCUACUCUACUCCUAUAAAGUCCUCGAAAAAAACAUUCAAAUACAUCCAUCAAUGUUUUAUAUACUGUACUUGCUGUAAUUAUAUGUGUAAUAUAGUAACAGACACAUUCAUAAUAACAUGUAAUAUUUACAUAUUUCGGUCAUUUUAGGCAUCUGGUGGCGUAUUAAUUUCACAGACGCAUCACAACGUUUGCUAUUUCCAUUAACAACAACUAAUAAUCAUGGCAGACGUCAUGAAAGACAAAACAAUUGCUUUGGGACAAAUGAUGAUCAAGAACCUUAUAUUUCUGAACCUGAAUAAAUGGAGGAUGAUCUACAAGUUUUAGAAGGUGAGCGAUAAGCAGAUCAGCGACUGCUAAAUGCUUAACAAGAAAUCCAAACUACGAACAUAAUAAAACAAUCAUUUUCUGUACAAUGUCUUCUCUCACUGGGAUGUUUAUAUCUUCCCAUUUAGAUGAAAAAUUCAUCAUAAUCCUCACAUUGGUAAAAAAGAACGUGAGCAUCUAUGUGUUUUUAUCGCCAUAUCCAGGUCUAAAUUGAAUGUGAAAGUUGACCAACUUCUGGAUUUAUGGCUUCAACGUUCUAUUUUACAAGUGAGAGGCAUAAUGUAUAAUCUAGAUAACUUUCACCAACUCAGAGGCGAUGCAGCAGCUCACCUGCUCAUUUUGUCGAUAGUUAUAUAAGCUAGUUACUUCUCUGUAAUCACAGCUCCACUAAAAGUAGUUUGUUGGCGUUAACGUUUAUAAAUGGUAAAUUGGUUAUACUAAGCGUUUUCACACUAUUUCCACAUUCACCCAUUCACACACACAUUUACACACUGAUGGCGGGAGCUGCCAUGCAAGGCCCUAACCACGACCCAACAGGAGCAAGGGUAAAGUGUCUUGCUCAAGGAUACAACGGAAGUGACUAGGUCGGUAGAAGGUGGGGAUUGAACCAGGAACCCUCAGGUUGCUGGCACGGCCACUCUCCCAACCGCGCCACGCCGUUAUCAGAAUCAGAAAUACUUUAUUAAUAGUAUAUUAUUAUAUUAUUAAUAUAGUUAUUAUAUAAUAUUAUAUAUUAUAUAAUAACUAUAUCAUUAAUACUUGGUUAAUAUUUAGGUUUGGAAAUGGAAAUGGAUUAUCUUUGGCAUUUUUAUUAAUUUUUUUUAGAGGGCUUUAUGGGCGCAACAGAUUACUGUACUCCCAUUAGAUGCAUUGUUAGCCAUCUUUUACUUGCGUAUAUUACAAAUUGGAAUGCAUAAAAACAGGUGUUCUUGUCUUACAUUGGGAGUGUGAAUAAUAGGCAAAAUUCCCCACAAAAAAAUGCAGUUCCCCUUUAAGAUCAUGAAACCACGCAUAGUCCUUAUCAUGGACAUCCACAUGAACAAAAAAAAACCCAUCGACCACAGAUACUGUAGGUCUGCGACAAUAAAAGGCCCGUAUAUAACUUCAACAUCACUCUGCAAAAAUGUUAUAUAUUCUUUCUUGAUUUACACGCCAUCCCGCUACAAAGUUUGGUUUAAAUCGGGUUUAGUAUUUUUGAGUAAUCCUACAUUAUAUACUAUUUUAAUAUGAAUUACUGCUUUAACAAUGGUGGUUUUUCCACGGUUAUGUUCGCUUUGACCAAUUCCAAGAAAAAGCUUUGCAGUGUACUAUUUAUUUUUUCAUGUUUAUAUUUUGUCAACUUUAUAGACCCCAUCGUCCUCCCUCUUUCCCUGAAUGUGUUUUGCUUCUGAUUGGCUAAAACGACAGAGAACAUAGCGCCCUCUUUUGCUUUGGCAUGUUCUAAACCUGUGUUUUUAAACACUCUUGUAUGGUAUAGAGAUACUGUAUUUGACCCUGGAAUACAAACGAAUGAUUUUAAUAUGUGUGGACUUUGCCUCAGAUGUGAGACAUUAUGUGCAUAUAAUGUCUGAAUCCUCCUACACGCAACCGAAAGGUGCCUACUCGUGAAGAUUUGUGAAAGCAUGUCGAGCAUCGUAGCCUCUUCUGCAUUAAGUGUUCUCAAGUGAAGCCCAGCUGAAACAUCAUAGACAAUAUUCACUUGCGAGGCAGAUAUGGGUAACAAUUCAGUUUUGUCCUUGUUUAGUGUUACACGAACCUCAUACUGACCUUUUUGUGUGUAACUGCACCAACACGUGUGUACAGAUAAAUGCACAAGUGCCAUUCAGACUUUUAAGCUUUCAAAAGUGAUGCCAAGUGGUGUUUUUUUUAGAGAUUGUUGAAAUCAACCAAUAAGUUAUUUAUUGAUGAGACGGUGUCAAAAAGUGUGCUGGGGGACAAAGCGUUGGCUACAUUGCAACUGGUAACUCAUAAUGCAAAGCGGGAAAGAAAUCAAUGUGCUCUCUCUCGCCCUGUUAAAGUUUUUAAUUGAGUAUAAUGAAGGUGACCACAGGCAGCCCCCAGCGGUAAACAGUACUGUAUUUUAACCUCACGUUACUCUGGUAACUGCUUCGCACAAACCUUAUUAUUUUGUAGUUAAACACAGCUUAACAUGUUUGCUGUUGAUUGUUUCUACUAUGAGAUACUGAUAUGGUGUGUACAUUCUGUGGCCCGUAUGUAUUGUUAGCAAUAUCUUGUAUGUAUCCUAUUUAUAAGUCUGUUAAAGAGAGUAUCUGGAUGUAUGUUAUCUGGGCCGUGACAUAAAAUUGAUGGUUAAAUUACUAAUAUUUUAACAACGUGGAUAUUUUGUAGAUUCAUGAUGUACAGUACAUACU
This is a messenger RNA of Nerophis lumbriciformis (worm pipefish), 4278 nucleotides long. It is a transcript of the gene rhbdl3, whose product is annotated as rhomboid, veinlet-like 3 (Drosophila). NCBI's taxonomy places the organism in Eukaryota, Metazoa, Chordata, Actinopteri, Syngnathiformes, Syngnathidae. Gene Ontology annotation, molecular function: serine-type endopeptidase activity; calcium ion binding. The record is from RefSeq and is a predicted model, not a curated record. Gene Ontology annotation, cellular component: membrane.